UUGAUUGGUCAAAGGCGUGACGUAUUGCGCACUGACGUCAAUGAUGGCCAUGGCGGAGAGGGCCGCGCGAGUUCUGUGGGCCGGUGGCCGUGUCGCGCUGACGUUAAGACAGGGCCCGGGCCGGGAUCGGGGCCUCGCGCUCAGCGCGGCCGUUAGGCCCUGCCUGGAGUGGGGCCUCGCGCUCAACGCUUCCGUUAGGGCCUGCUCGGGUCGGAACGUUAGCGGCCUCGCCGUCCGCAGGUUUUUCUGUACAGCUACUCAACAGAAAAACACUGGACAAAGCUACGAUGAUGACCAAAACCAGACUCAGAAUGCAGACAAAGGAGAACCUAGCCCAGCAGAGAAAAUACUUUUCGAGGAAAAGAAUAAGCUGGAGGAGCAACUGAAGGACCUUACAGACAAGUAUAAACGAGCACUAGCAGAUGCUGAAAACCUACGUCAAAGGAGCCAGAAACUGGUUGAAGAAGCUAAAUUAUAUGGUAUUCAGGGAUUCUGCAAAGACCUAUUGGAAGUGGCAGAUAUUCUUGAAAAAGCAACAGAGAGUGUGCCAAAAGAAGAGCUCACAGGACAGAACCCCCACUUGAAGAGUCUUUAUGAAGGUCUAAUCAUGACCGAAGGACAACUUCAGAAAGUGUUUUGCAAGCAUGGUCUCGUCAAACUGAACCCCCUUGGAGCAAGGUUUGAUCCAUAUGAGCACGAAGCUCUCUUCCACACUCCAGUGGAAGGAAAAGAGCCUGGUUCAGUGGCACUAGUGACCAAGAUAGGGUACAAGCUUCAUGGACGCACCCUUCGGCCAGCAUUAGUCGGUGUUGUCAAAGGAACAGAAUAACUUUGUUUAGGACAGACUGCAGUAUAGUGCAAAAAGGCCAUACAGUUCCAUUCUUUGAAUAUUGGAUAUUGUUUUUCUGUUUAUGAAGAAUUGAAAAUAAUCACAAGAUACUAUACAAAAACUGAGGAUUUGAAGAUGUUUCACAAUUAAGUGAAAUGAGAUUUUUUUCUUCUGUCUUGAGUAUUGGUCCUCAAUAAAUAUUCAAAUCUA
This is a messenger RNA of Stegostoma tigrinum, 1039 nucleotides long. RefSeq names its product GrpE-like 1, mitochondrial (gene grpel1). The transcript is spliced from 4 exons. Bases 41 to 829 code for a protein of 262 amino acids. Gene Ontology annotation, biological process: protein import into mitochondrial matrix; protein folding. Gene Ontology annotation, cellular component: PAM complex, Tim23 associated import motor. Lineage: Eukaryota; Metazoa; Chordata; Chondrichthyes; Orectolobiformes; Stegostomatidae. The record is from RefSeq and is a predicted model, not a curated record. Gene Ontology annotation, molecular function: protein-folding chaperone binding; adenyl-nucleotide exchange factor activity; protein homodimerization activity.